This is a messenger RNA of Gadus chalcogrammus (walleye pollock), 2772 nucleotides long. It is a transcript of the gene nr2f6b, whose product is annotated as nuclear receptor subfamily 2, group F, member 6b. Gene Ontology annotation, biological process: negative regulation of transcription by RNA polymerase II; anatomical structure development; cell differentiation. The transcript has 5 exons. NCBI's taxonomy places the organism in Eukaryota, Metazoa, Chordata, Actinopteri, Gadiformes, Gadidae. The record is from RefSeq and is a predicted model, not a curated record. Gene Ontology annotation, molecular function: RNA polymerase II cis-regulatory region sequence-specific DNA binding; zinc ion binding; nuclear receptor activity. The coding region runs from base 1485 to 2750 and encodes 421 amino acids.
AGGGGCAGUAGGCCUGUCUGGGCUGCACACUGGGGUCUGGCUCCCACUAGGGUCUGGGACUGGAUUAUUUUGCCGGUGCUUUGCCUAAUUUAUUCCUGCUGGGGCCGCGAAGCUCCGGAGGAGAAAGGGACGGGCGGAAGAGUGCAACAGUACGCCCCGACCGGCACGCGGAGCUGCACUGACAAAACAAGAGGAGAACCAGCCCUAACCCUUACACCGUACAGAGACAGGAUCUGAAGAGCUCUGGAACCUCGCACACGUUGUCUGGGGUUUUCUGUUCUUUGGUAAGGCGGUUGUGGCAGAAGAGCCAGAGGAACUCGGAGCAGAGGACUCAACGGGGCCAAGGACACCGCAGGACUUGUUGGAUGAACUUUGAUCUCGAAAGACUGUUCAGAGAGAGGAAGAGGACUUACAUUAAUUCAUACCAAGCCUGGGAGAACUCCCUGGACAACGUUUACCAGUACGCUACAAAGCUGCUCCUCCACGCCACAGCCAACAUAUUAAACUGUAGAAAGGAUAUCAAAAUACCUUUUUAUAUAGCUGAGAGGAAAAACAAUGUUCUUCCUCUUGCACAGACUCAGUGAGAUGAUCUUGAACCGUGAGAUCAGCAGAUAACUCAACGCAGCAGGAACAGGUCGGACUCGUUUAAGGGAAGAGGGCAGGGCAGUUUAACCCUGCCUGAAGGCGGCUAGUGCCCCCCCCCCCUCCUCCUCCUCUCGCCUUUUCUGAGAAGUAAUGAAAGAGACAGCAAGCGAGAGAGAGAGAGAGAGAGAGAGAGAGAGAGAGAGAGAGAGAGAGAGAGAGAGAGAGAGAGGGAAAGAGAGAGAGGGGGGGAGAGAGAGAGAGAGACAGAGAGAGAGAGAGAGAGAGAGAGAGAGAGAGAGGGAAAGAGAGAGAGGGGGGGAGAGAGAGAGAGAGAGAGAGAGAGAGAAAGAGAGAGAUCACGCAAAGAACAGUCUGAGAUUCUUCCAGUUAGAGUAGGAGAGUUUAAGUCCCCCACUUCUUGGUGGGGAUUAGGGUAAGAUUAGGUGUUUUUCGUCAUCGAGGAGAAAAGCAAGAGAGCAAGGGAGGGAGGGAGGGAAGGCAACAAGGAGUAAUUUAGUGUUUCCUGUGAGAGGGCAGGCUGCACCCUUUUCUCUGCCGUGAACUUUGAACCACUCCACUUGUGUCUGACUUCUUCUCCCCCCCCUUCUUUCUCUCAAACCUCAGGAGCCAUUACUCUGAGGUCAAGACAAGAAGAGGUGGAACCGAGAAGAGGAGAGAAAGCCCCAAGUCCUCUGAAGGACCUCCAGGUCAUUCAGCACUGGGGUAGAGGUCAACCCCCCCGAGGGACUCUCGGACUAGUUCUUCAACUUGGGCUCUUUGUUAUCCACCCUUCUCCUCGAGGAGGGGGGACAGGCUACUCUGAUCCUGGAGCCCUAGCGGUCUCCCCCAUGCAGUAGCAGAGGACUGUCCUCCAGCGGACUACUUGAAGGGUGCGUCGUAUGUUUGACGGGGCUGUGCCUCGCGGUAACAUGGCCAUGGUGAGCGGGGGAUGGGGCGAGCCCAACGGGGACACCAACGGACUGGGCGGGGGUGGGGGGAAGCUGUUCCUGAAGCGGGACGCGGAGGGGGGCUCGCCGCGGGCCGGCGGCAGCGACGCCGAGGCGGCGGACGAGGACCGGGCGUGCGUGGUGGACUGCGUGGUGUGCGGCGACAAGUCCAGCGGCAAGCACUACGGCGUGUUCACGUGUGAGGGCUGCAAGAGCUUCUUCAAGAGGAGCAUCCGGAGGAACCUCAGCUACUCCUGCAGGUCAAACAGAGACUGCCAAAUAGACCAACAUCACCGAAACCAGUGCCAAUUCUGUCGGCUAAAGAAAUGCUUUCGUGUUGGCAUGCGCAAAGAAGCUGUCCAGCGCGGCCGCAUCCCCCCCACCCACCCGGGCAUCAGUCCCACCUCCGUGGGGGGGGCCUUGGGGGGCCCCGGCCACAUCGGGGGUGACUACUUCAACGGCCAGCCGGUCUCAGAGCUCAUCUCCCUGCUGCUCCGGGCCGAGCCGUACCCCAGCAGCCGCUACGCCGCCCCCUACGGCCAGACGCAGGCCGCCCCCAGCGGGGGGGCCGCCCCCAGCGGGGCCUCCGCCAUGGGCAUCGACAACAUCUGUGAGCUGGCCGCCCGGCUGCUGUUCAGCACCAUCGAGUGGGCCCGGAACAUCCCCUACUUCCCCGAGCUGCCCGUCUCCGAGCAGGUGGCGCUCUUGCGUCUGAGCUGGAGCGAGCUGUUCAUCCUGAACGCGGCCCAGUCGGCGCUGCCUCUCCACAUGGCCCCCCUGCUUGCCGCCGCCGGCUUCCACUCCUCGCCCAUGUCCGCUGAGCGCGUGGUGACCUUCAUGGACCAGGUGCGCGUGUUCCAGGAGCAGGUGGACAAGCUGAGCCGCCUGCAGGUCGACUCGGCCGAGUACAGCUGCCUCAAGGCCAUCGCCCUCUUCACCCCCGACGCGUGCGGGCUGACAGACUCCGCCCAGGUGGAGGCGCUACAGGAGAAGGUCACGGAGGCGCUGAGCGAGUACGAGCGCUCGCAGUACCCCGGGCAGCCGCAGCGCUUCGGCCGCCUGCUGCUGCGGCUGCCUGCGCUGCGCGGCGUGCCCGCCGGCCUCAUCUCACAGCUCUUCUUCAUGCGUCUGGUCGGGAAGACGCCCAUCGAGACGCUCAUCAGGGACAUGCAGCUGUCAGGCAGCUCCAUCAGCUGGCCAUAUGUGCCGGGUCAGUGAGCAUCAGCCUCUACCCCGCCCC